AUGAUAACUAGUGUAGUACCAAUAACACCUGAAGGUUUACAUUUUUUUCAUAUUGCACUCGAUAUACUGAUUAUUGAAGUAUAUGGCCAAACAGAAUCGACUGAAACUGCAACAAGCACGCAUGCAACAGAUUUAUCAUUUGGAAUGACUCGCUCACUUUUAGCUUCUAUUGAUUUACAACGAUUAGCUGAAGAAUAUAAAUUUAAAUAUUAUGAAUGUAUUAAAAAUAUACAUUAUCAUUCUGAUUUAUUUUCAGAAGAAAAUAAUCUUGUUAUAUCUACAUUAAAAACAUGUAGAACAAAAGCUCGACAAUAUUUUCAAACUAUAAUUCAAUCACUUUAUAAUCUUGAUGAAAUAAACACAAAAUAA
Rotaria sordida is the source of this 369-nucleotide messenger RNA. The record is from the annotation of a GenBank genome assembly. NCBI's taxonomy places the organism in Eukaryota, Metazoa, Rotifera, Eurotatoria, Philodinida, Philodinidae.